UAAUUUUCUUACCUUUUCUGCCCAAAAUCACUGUUUGGUUGCCGAGAAACUGUUGGGAAAGAAGAAGGAAGAAUAGUUGUAGUUAAGUUUGCUGGUAAACCGUAUUAGGAGUUGAAAUGAGUUUUCUCAGCGGAAAAUUGAAGCUAAUGGAGGAAAUUUGAAGAUCCUGAACUUGACUACUUUAGUUCAAGUUUUGGUUGGAAUUAGAGUUGGGAUUUUUGGGGUUGUGAGUAGAUAUUGCUGCUGCCAUUUUUGGUCAACAACUUCCUCAAAUCAUGCAUUAAUUUCAUUCUUUUAUUUAUUAGUUUGCAUGUUGUUUGAUUAUAAUACUAUUGUUCGACCCACCUCUUACCAGCUGUUUAAGCUUGGAAUUAGUAUUUAUAAUGCAUGUUCUUUAUAAUUGUACUCCUUUUUAAUUUCUUUUGUGACACUUAUAGAAUCAAGUUCUUCAAGUUCUCUGCAUUUACUUUCUUUAUAUGUAAGUAAUAGCUUUUGAAGUUUCAUUAGGUUUCCAUAUCUGAAUCUAAACCCACAUAUGUACUUCCCCAGAACAGUUUUAUGUACUUGAAUGAGUUUACUUUUCAUUUUGUUAUGAGGGGUUGUCACUGAAUUUUUCUCAAUAUUUUUCAGGUAUGUUGGGGUGCUUGAGAGUCAUCCAACAAUCAGAGGCGGUUUUUCAAAAUGGCCCUGAAACUUUUCACUAAAUGUCAAGCAGAAACAAGGAGACUGAUUUGGAUUAUUGGGUUGAUGUUUACACUGGUUUUAAUCUUUCAGUACUUUGAACUCCCAUAUGGUAUUUUUCUUCCAUCUAUAUUUCCAUCUGCUAAGGUACCUGUAGUGGAAGAAAGUAGUCUGCAAAAUGCAGAUUUGCUACCUAAUUAUAAGAUUAUAGGUGAUAAUAGCUCACUUUCCAAUAACACUCACUCAACUCAGGUUAAUGAUACAAGGAUCUCUGGUUCUAUAUCAGAAGAAUCCUUGGGUUUAGAUGAGGGUAAUACUACUGGUAAGGAGUAUUUAUCUGGGGAUUUGGAAAGACAAAACAAAACUGAGAAGAAAACAGAGAAUUUGAAAGAUGUAGAUAAUGGACUUCCGCAAGAGGAGGCCAAACAGCCUGAGCUGACCUUCCAUGAAAAGAUCAACACCACAAAUAUUAGUUUUUCGAAUAAUGAAACAACUAUUACAACUUCUGAUCAGAAUGGAACCUCAUUUGCUGGUUCUCCCACCCCAGCUAAUUCCAACACCUCUUUAGUAGAGAAAAAAGAAAAUUCUGAGCCAGAGCAUACUGAGCUCAAACAAAAGGACAAUAGUUCUUCCAUGACCACAGCCCCACAGAUUACUAACAAGCCCAAGACUCCGGUGUUGGAUGUUUAUUCGCUAUCUGAUAUGAACAAGAUGUUGCUUCAGAGUCAGGCCUCAUACUAUUCAGUGAUUCCAAAGUGGCCCUCAGCAGCUGAGCGUGAAUUGCAGGCUGUGACAUUACAAAUUGAGAAUGCACCAAUAGUAAUGAAUGAUCCAAAAUUAUAUGCUCCUCUUUAUAAAAAUAUUUCCACAUUCAAAAGGAGUUAUGAAUUAAUGGAACAGACUCUCAAAGUUUACAUUUACAAGGAAGGAGAUAGGCCUAUACUACACACACCAGUACUCACAGGGUUAUAUGCUUCUGAAGGAUGGUUUAUGAAGCAGAUGGAGAAUAAUAAACAAUUUGUUACUAAAAAUGCAAAGAAAGCCCACCUGUUUUACUUGCCUUUUAGCUCUCGAAUGCUAGAGGAAACCUUAUAUGUAGUUGAUUCACAUAGUCAUAAGAACCUUAUACAGUUUCUGAAGAAUUACGUGAACAUUAUUGCUGCAAAAUAUCCAUACUGGAACAGAACUGGAGGGGCUGACCAUUUUCUUGUUGCUUGCCAUGAUUGGGCUCCUUCAGAGACAAAGCAAUAUAUGGGGAAGUGCAUUAGGGCCCUAUGCAAUGCUGAUGUGAAAGAAGGUUUUGUAUUUGGCAAAGAUGUGUCUCUUCCUGAAACCUAUGUUCACUUGCCUAAAGAUCCCCUUAGAAAUCUUGGAGGCAAGCCUGCUUCAAAGAGGUCAACACUAGCAUUCUUUGCAGGGAGUAUGCACGGUUACGUUCGGCCAAUUCUGCUGCAGCACUGGCAAGAUAAAGACCCCGACAUGAAAAUCUUUGGCAAGUUACCUAAGAAGAAGGGAAACAAGGUGUAUGUCAACUACAUGAAGAGCAGCAAGUACUGUAUAUGUGCAAAAGGCUACGAAGUCAACAGUCCUCGAGUUGUAGAAGCGAUUUUCUACGAUUGUGUUCCGGUGAUCAUAUCUGACAACUUUGUGCCUCCAUUUAUAGAAGUUCUUAACUGGGAAUCCUUCGCGGUGUUUGUGUUGGAGAAAGAUAUUCCCAACUUGAAGAAUAUACUACUUUCAAUCCCAGACAAGAGGUAUAGAAGGAUGCAGAUGAUGGUGAAAAAGGUACAAAAACAUUUUCUGUGGAAUCCUAAGCCUGUGAAAUAUGAUAUUUUUCACAUGCUACUUCACUCUAUUUGGCACAAUAGACUUCACCAAAUAAGACCCAUAUAAAUAGGAAUAAUCUACAUUAUAUUUUUUGGAGCUUGGUUAGGCAGAAUAAUAAUACCCUUGUGGAAAAUGAAGCUAGAGGUGAAAAUGAAGGGUGGAGUGGAGGUUCUGAAGAUUUUAAUAUAUGAGUAAUUAUCAAUUUUUUAAAAUGUACAUAUAGAGGGACAUAAAUAAUGAAGUGGUAAAAUAGAGCAAUUAUGUUCUCUGUUUUUGGCUAAUUGCAUAGUCAAGCACAUUCAUUUAUUAUGUACCUUGUUUCCAAACAUAUACAUAAAUUAUAUUUGAUAGUGAUAUGAAAGUUGAGGUUUUUCCAUGAAAA
Molecule: messenger RNA, 2890 nt
Organism: Humulus lupulus (European hop)
Lineage: Eukaryota; Viridiplantae; Streptophyta; Magnoliopsida; Rosales; Cannabaceae
Product: probable glycosyltransferase At5g03795
Exons: 5
Coding region: 682-2574 (630 amino acids)
Molecular function (GO): glycosyltransferase activity
Source: RefSeq, a predicted model, not a curated record